Molecule: messenger RNA, 2031 nt
Organism: Leishmania mexicana MHOM/GT/2001/U1103
Lineage: Eukaryota; Euglenozoa; Kinetoplastea; Trypanosomatida; Trypanosomatidae
Exons: 1
Coding region: 1-2031 (676 amino acids)
Source: RefSeq, a predicted model, not a curated record
AUGAAUGAGAUGGACCGCGUACCUGUGAGCAGCCGCGGUCCGUGCACCCCGCAGGACCCACAAAGACGGCGGCUGUGCCGGGAGGAGGAGCGAGCAACGCCCAUCGCGCUGGAUCUCGUGUCGUCGGCGACAUUGGGCGGACUCGGCGGCGCUCAUGCCUGUACCUGCACUGUCUCCUCACCAAGCCGCGAAGACACCAGUAGCUCAAACAUUUUGCUGCACACGCUAACGCACCCUACCCGCGCUACGGUUCAGUGGCGACGUGGGCGACAGCCAAACCACCUCCAAGCGCCGCCGCGCCUGGCACCGCUGACGGAAUCCCCGAUCGUAGUGCGAGGGUUUGGCCCACCACCCAUUACCCCAGCUCCCCUGGCGCUCGCUGAGUCAUCUGAGCACGCUCUUCGCGCGCGCCGACUCACGUUCACCGCCGGUGCUCCUGGUCGGACGUGCGUGUGCUCAGCGCGCUCUGCACUUCCUCUUCUGCCCUUUUCCACUGUUGUCACGGCAGCUGAGCGGGUUACGCCGGUGCCUGUUUGGCGGCGUAGCAAGCCGCUCACCCGGCUGCCCGCCACCACGCUGGGACCGUCACUAAGCGGCAACAGUGGGAGUCCCGACGUCGUCGUCGUCGCUUUCUCCAAUGCUAACGUGCCAAAAGGGGAGACAGUAGAGUGGAGGAACGCAGAGGCGUCGCUGCAGCCCAACGUCGCGGAGCCUACCCCAGUCGCCGGAUCAGCCGUGUGCCAUGUCGGCUACCACGCCGUCGCUACGCAGACGGAGUGCGUUGGCAGUUCCCUCGCUGUGAAGGCCGCUACAGAGAGCAGCCAGAUGACCUUGCCCGAUGCUCUAGUUCCUCUUGUGGAGCCUCCACAAGGGGUAUCUGCGCAACCGAAAACGGAGAUGGAUCAGCUGGUGAGCGCGCCCGUGUGCGAUGGGGAGGUACGCAACAGUCGCGAGGAGAGUGGUUUGGAUGUCCAUACGUCGUCAUCAUCGACGCUGUCUUCCCCGGGGCAUCUCGGCGACCACAAUGUUCAUAGUAGUGUAGACGGCGUGCUGUGGGCGCAUGAGGCGCCUGAGCAGCCGGCAUACGCGCACCAGCACGAACUUCCUGCCAUCUUCUCGCAGCUAGUGCAGGAUUUGUUGGUGGCGGAGCCAAGGGCUGACGUCGAAGGUGACGACGACCCGCUGGCGCAAUGGGUACAAUCGUGGUUCGAAAAUCGAUGCAUGGCGCAACCGCUGCAGCAGUCGCGGAGUAACUCCGGGAAACACCUUCGUGCGCUUGAAGAGGCCGCUGCCGAAGCUAUCACGCAUGGAGCCUACAUCCACGGCGCAAGAAGCUCCGACUACGUCGAACCGCGAGAGAAGCCGGCGGUAGACAAGGAUAUAGGCGAUGCUACGCAAGCCGGGUCUGCUGCGCAUCCCGCUGCCGCUCCUUCCCCCGCCACCGGUGCUUCUGCUGCUGUUACGAGGACGACGAAGCCUGCGUCCGCAUCGUUGUUCCCAUUGUCGACAGCUGCUUCGCCGCCGCACCAGUAUGUGCCGCUGACGGUUGAGUACAUCGGCAGUGCACUGCAAAGUCGUAUGACCAGUGGCGCAUCGCAGCGCGCCACCUCGCCGCGCAAGCCGCCGCAGACACAGCCUCUUCCCGUAUCGCCACGCACCCUCCACUCCGCUGGAUCUAGCAGCACCCCACGUCCGCCGCCACAUAGUGCUGCAGACGGCGGCGGUGGCGUUCUCGCAGCUGUAGUCGGGCUUUCACCACCACUACCACAGCAGCAGCAGCAACAACAGCCGCAGCCGCAGCCGCAGCCGGCGAAGCCGCUGUCUGGCGGCCCCCAUUUGCCAGCCCCGCAGUCGACGCGCUCCAUGUCGUCGAAGCAGACCGUCGUCGCUGCAGCAGCUCUUGCCGGUGGCAGUGAAGGUGAGAAGGGCUCCAGCGGCGCACGACCGAGGCUGGCGACGACGGCGUGCGCGGUGUUCGCCCAUUCCUCCUCAUCCUCGGCACCAAAGGAAGCGGCACACCCGCAUGAGUGA